CUCCCGCGGGCGGCGUGGACGCACGUGCCCGUUGCCACCGCCAGGGGGGGUUGGUCCCUGGCGCGCGGGGUCCGCGCCUGCCACCUUCCCCCGCGGCCGUGCCCGUGCUCCCUGUUGCCAAUUGCCAUCGCUUUUGCCGGCGCGCCGCUCUCUCAUUGAGCUUCCCUUUCCCUGUUCGGUAUCCCGGACCCUGACGCCCUCCUGUUCCCGUAUCUUUCUCUCUCUGCUCGGCCACCCGCCAUCGCCAUUGCCGCCCCCGCCGGCACUGGAAGGGCGCGCCAGCGGUGUGCGGCGGCCUUAGGCUAGGCUAGGCCUUCCCGGUGGUAUUCCCUCGACCAACGGCCGACGAAACGAACGGUGAUUCAGCCGAGGCGGCGACCCUCCUCGUGCCUUCGCGGCCCAGUUCUUUCUUCCUGACGUGCCUCUGGCGGUCUCCGCUCCGUCGCCGGUGACGCUCGCCUUGCCGCGUGGCGCUUCUCGCUUUUCCAGAUCCCGGGCUCCGAUCAGAUCACCCGGCUACCUAAAGGCAACCGCGAGAGGACAGGCCAUGGGCGUUGUUGAGGUUGAGGCAAAGCAAGAUGCUCGGUGCAGCAUCAAGAAAACUCUAAGGUGCUCUAUCAGAACGAGCUGGAGAUGUGCGUAUGAACAUUGGGCAAUAUUCAGCCUCGUGCUGCUGCUCUAUCUGCUGCACAAGUACACGCCGGGUUUCUUCGCUUUCCUGCUCUCCACUUCUCCGGUGAUUAUAUGCACCAGCCUUCUCCUUGCCGUGCUGCUAUGCCAUGGGAGCGCACACCUUCCGGAGAUCCAUGAAGACCGGAAGGCUCCUGGACAAAUUUCAGCUGGGAGCUCGUCCAGAGAUGUUUGUGCUGAAGAACAACAGAGGUUUUCAGGUCCUACAUUGAAGAAGAACAUAAGCACAGAGGCAAGUUUUCGCAGAAGGGACUGUAACAAUCAUCCUGAUCUGGGUGAAAAUGUUCCUCUUCUGAAGCAAGUUUGUCAAGGGGAUGGGAGACUCGAAAAAUUUCACACUUCUGUUCCUUAUCUGAAGCAAGAAGCUGCUACGGAAGAGUACAUGAAGUAUAAUGCAGAAAAAGAGUCUAAAGGUGCAUUUCCUAGCAAGGAUGAGUAUGCCAGUUCGUUCGAUGACGUGCAUUCAAGUGAGGAUGUUAAAGUGGUGGCAAAACCAGAUGAUCAAGGGACAGUAUCUACAGAUGCACAGAGUGGUGAGGUGGCAGAUAUUUCACCAGACCAUAAGGCUGUUGAUGGAACACCAAGUAAAUGCAAAUGGGGUCGUGCAUUUUCCGUGCGCCGGAGGAAGAAGCUUGCUGAUAUAAAGGUCGAGGCUAUUAAUUCUGUUGUGGACAACCAAUUAGACCAUUCUCUAUUCUCACCAUUCGAUACAUUUGGCAGCCAUGAUAACAGUUCAUCAGGAUUUGACCAUGAUACUGCAGAGAGACACUCUCCUGAUGUUUCCAUGACAGACAAUUCUCAAGUACUUGAUGAGACUGAGACAGGCCCUCCUUUGGGUGUUGAUUGCUCUUGCCCUGAUCCCAUUACUACUGAUGAUUCAGACAAUCAUUUGAACAUAUAUUCUCUGGAUUCUCAACCACAAAGUGUUAACAGCGAAGUGGCUGACAAUAGCAAGGCCAGAGAUGAUGGUGAGGAGAAGAAGGAUGAUGCUGGAACUGAGCCUGCACUUCUGUGGACAGCUGACAACGAGAAGAAUGUCAUGGAUCUUGGGUACUCCGAAAUCGAAAGGAACCGUCGGUUGGAGACACUGAUGGUGAAGAGAAAAUCAAGGAAAAACAUACAAUUUGAUCCUGACAGCUUGGGCGGUAUUUCAGUUUCAGCACGAAGGAUGAACCCCUUUGCUGAUGAUGCAGAAAUUCCAGGCUCGGCUCCUCCUAUUCUGCAUCCACGAGACAAUGAUCCCUUCGAUUUCCUUACUGAUGAGCAAUCAGACGACAGUGGCCUCCCUGCACCCGAUAAUCUGGAACCCCAGAAGGAUCCAAUGCCAGUUCUUCAUCAAGACGCGCUCUUCAGAAGGCACGAGAGCUUCAGCUUCGGCAGGCCGCCUCAGAGUCAGAGACACGGACUCAGCAGGUUCAAGCCAUGCUUUGCCCCAGAGGAAUCCAGCCUUGACGAAGCGAGCACAAGCAGUUUCCAGCGGCAGUUCAGUGACCGGAGCGUGUCAAGGCUGAGCGUCGUCUCCGAGUGCGACACGGUCUCUUCGGUCGGCGAUCAGGAGCACAACGACCUCAUCCGGAACUACAUCCGCGGGGUGCGUGAAUCAUCGCCGAGCCUGCUAGGGCAGCAGGACGGCGGCGGCGAUGGCGACGCCGUGUCUGUGUGUGCUGGAAACGAGUGCUCGGACGGGAUCAGCAGCUUCGUGGACAAUGAGACUCUGAAUGCUGUCAUCUGCUGAUGAUGAUGUGUGGAUAGAUGAGCCCUUGGACUUCACUGCAACGAACUUUGAUUUGUUGAUCGUGGAUGAUGAAGAGCAGACGAGGUUGCUGUAGCCCUUUUAUGUGUUCGUCGUUUCUUUUUGCCUGUGUUGCACUCGUCUGACGUACAGGGGGGUUGUAUUCUAGUAUACUUGGUACAUUUGCACAGUACAAAACAUACUGUUUUGCUGUAUGUACAUUCUCGCGUGUAGUUGCGUACUGUACAAAGGAUCAGAUGCUAUAAAGGCUGAACACUUGGUACAUUUGCACAGUACAAAACA
Sorghum bicolor (sorghum) is the source of this 2725-nucleotide messenger RNA. RefSeq lists its product as uncharacterized. The transcript is spliced from 2 exons. The record is from RefSeq and is a predicted model, not a curated record. NCBI's taxonomy places the organism in Eukaryota, Viridiplantae, Streptophyta, Magnoliopsida, Poales, Poaceae. Bases 548 to 2425 code for a protein of 625 amino acids.